AUGCGCUCCUACCUGGUCACUGGCUGUUCUCGAGGGAUCGGUCUCGAGUUAACAUGUCAACUGGCCAAUUCUAAUGAUGACAUUGUUAUCUUUGCUUCCGCUCGAUCCUUCAAUAACCCCAAGUUCCAGGAACUCUUGCGCCGACAUCCGGAGCGCGUUGUAUAUGUGCCCCUUGAUGUGGCGGAUCAAGGCAGCAUCAAGAAUGCUGUAGACAUCAUCACUUCAAACCUGGACGGCAAAGGGUUGGAUGUACUUAUCAACAAUGCUGGUGUUAUGAGCAAUGGACCGGCUGAAGAGAUGGAUGACCUAGAAGAGGUGUUUCGCACUAAUGUUAUUGGUGUGCAUAAUUUCACAAGGGCGGUCUUGCCUUUGAUGAGGAAGGGAAAAGAGAAAAAGGUCCUUAACAUCUCUACUACGCUUGGUUCCAUUUCGAAGCAGUUCAUCAAUCAUGCUGUCACAGUCCCUUCUUACAAGAUUACGAAAUCUGCAUUGAACAUGCUUACAGUUCUCUACGCCAAUAAGACGCCAAUGAACUGGAGAAUAAAGCAUUCACAGUAUUCUGUGUUAGCCCAGGUAAUUGGCUGGGAUGGCAACGGUCGUUUCUUCAACGUUCACGUACCCGGGUGGGAGAAUGUGCUGGGCCUUAACCAGUAUGAUGGAAAGGAGGUGCCGUGGUAG
This is a messenger RNA of Aspergillus fischeri NRRL 181, 678 nucleotides long. Its product is annotated as putative short chain dehydrogenase/reductase family oxidoreductase. Bases 1 to 678 code for a protein of 225 amino acids. The transcript is spliced from 4 exons. The record is from RefSeq and is a predicted model, not a curated record. NCBI's taxonomy places the organism in Eukaryota, Fungi, Ascomycota, Eurotiomycetes, Eurotiales, Aspergillaceae.